AUGAAUAAGAGUUAUGAUGACAUAGAAGGCACCCUUCCCAGAAUCGGAGAAAAGUGUACCUUGGAGUAAUUCCAGGAUCUAGAGUAAGCUUAAGAAAUCUGCAGCAAAUUAGAAAGUAAAAUACAAAAAGACAUCUUGAUUGAUGAAAUGAAGUAGAAUCCAUAAGCAUUCUUCAAUUUCAAUUUUACUGCUGAUGAUUAUUACCUCUUUCUUGUCAAAUAUAGUAUGAUGAGAGCUGAAAGACAAGUGAUCGAAUAAGAAUUUACAAAAUAUUUAAAAGAAAAGAAAAUAUUUUUGGAAUGA
This is a messenger RNA of Paramecium tetraurelia, 303 nucleotides long. RefSeq lists its product as uncharacterized. Lineage: Eukaryota; Ciliophora; Oligohymenophorea; Peniculida; Parameciidae. The transcript is spliced from 2 exons. The record is from RefSeq and is a predicted model, not a curated record.